Pseudo-nitzschia multistriata is the source of this 945-nucleotide messenger RNA. Lineage: Eukaryota; Bacillariophyta; Bacillariophyceae; Bacillariales; Bacillariaceae. The record is from the annotation of a GenBank genome assembly.
UAUAUACUACAKUGAAUCUUAUUGUUUUAUGGCCAUAGGWGGAGUAACCAGAGCUGUGUGCAUAAUCUUUUGUGCGGGGGUACGCCGAUGGCCUCUAAUGUGACAACUUAUCAGGGAACGACGAUGGUGCUCCUAUUGUUUCAAGAUCACAUUCGCUGCCACCCGGGACCGAUUGCAGAGGGAUGGAUUCUCUCUCAGGAUGCAAAAGAGUGCGAUGACAUCGUCCUUCACCUUGGUCAUCACGUCGAUCCAAUCCGAAGCAGCGUUGGCAUUGCCGUUAGUUUCCUGCUCCCGCAACAACCGGAAAAGGCCUGCCUCCCUCAGCAUGAAUUCGAUGUCCAGGCCACGGUUUCGAAAGUGGCGGUCGACUCCCUCGCGAUCACGCAGCGAAAACGAGACGUCCUCGCGGGCGUGCUGAACAAAGAGCCUCGAUCGCGCUCSAAGUGGUUCGUCGCUGUAGCCACUGUGUAUAGYAUCCGACUCCGAUCCUGGCCUGCGGCGGGGUUGGUUCCGGUGGUUGUAGACCAGGGACGAUGCCCUGAUAUGAAUGUCCGGAUCGUGGCGGACCAGUCGAAACAGGGCGUUCCAGCCCGAUUGGCCGACCGUUUGAUGAAAGGCGCACCCGGAGAACUCAAGAUGCGCCAGGUGCCCAUUGUUCUCCAUAAGGGCCUCACACAUGGCGGCGACGGCACCGUUCUGGACCGACAGGCCCGAGAGUAUUAGCCUGGACAGCGACUGGAACCCCGCAAGUAUCCUCAGCGUCGUGGUAGAGAGGUCGGGAACGGUUCGCCGCAGGCGGAUCCGGCUCAGAAUCGAUUUUGAGAUCUUAAUCGUCCGGAGGUUCCCAGAAACUGCGAGUGCCUGAAGCAACUCGUCAAAAGGGGAUAAUUCCUCGUCAUCGCCGCCGCCGUCGUCGUCGCCACUGGGGGAGCUUGUAGCGUCCGU